AUCCCGGCCUCGAGAUUCGGCCUCCGGGAAAGGAAUUCAAGGAAAAAUUUCCCGAGAAUCGCAAGGCAACUAGCCAUUAACAUUCCUGAGAUUACCCCAGUCCUUCAGGAAAUAGUCCGCGAGAACCCUGAUAUCAUAACAAAGACAAUGCGGGAACACCUCGAGCGAUCUAAAAUCCCUACACAGGCCAUAGUGGUGGUGAUUGACGCAUUAGAUGAAUAUGAUGGAGAUGGAUUUUCAAAGAUUGCGGACGAUGACCGUAAGGACUUUGUUCUCGAUGAUAAACCUCCUGAAGUCAUUGGGCAUGACAUAUUGCUAUUGUUUGAUUACCGAUUAACAGGGAUUAGAACAGAACGCAUCCUACUAUCAGACUGGCCCGGCGACGAAGGUCUGCAAAAGCUAGUGAUAGGACGUAUCUUCCUGUUCUUGAUCGUCUUCUCGGCAGACAACACAAUAAUCGGAGCUAUCGUAACACUAGAGAGUCUACUCUCGGUUCCCUCACUUGCAAAGCUUCGGGACCUUCUAGAGCGGCUUGUUCGCCUUCGACUAGACCCACUAUACUCGGUGCUAAGAGGGCUAGAUAACGAAACGGUGCCCGUGCGGCUUUUUCACUCGUUAUUUCGAGACUUUCUUCUUGAUCCAGAGACCCGGAAAAAUACUCCUUUGAGGAUAAACGAGACAAAGCACUAUAUAUCAUAUUAUCCGAGUUGGCGCAUUGCACAAGAUGGUAUACCUAGUAUCGACAAGCGUACUUUAGCUCCGGAGGAAGGUUGCUAUCGACAGUCUGAGGAUCAGUUGGAAAAUAGUACAGCA
This is a messenger RNA of Penicillium cataractarum, 813 nucleotides long. RefSeq lists its product as uncharacterized. The record is from RefSeq and is a predicted model, not a curated record. The annotation marks the transcript as partial. The transcript has 5 exons. NCBI's taxonomy places the organism in Eukaryota, Fungi, Ascomycota, Eurotiomycetes, Eurotiales, Aspergillaceae.